AUGAUUGAGGCACGGAACUCACCGAACAAGCGCACGGCUCCCGGUGGCAGCAAGUCUGAUACACAAUCGGUAUCCAAGAGGUUGCAAUCUGAAUUGAUGCAGUUGAUGACAUCCAAUCCUCCUGGAAUAUCUGCAUUCCCAGACUCGGAUUCUCUACUCACUUGGGCCGCCACCAUCGUCGGACCUCAAGGAACGGUAUAUGAAGGCCUCUCAUACAAACUCUCCAUGAAGUUCCCCCACAACUAUCCCAUGGCUGCGCCAACAGUCAAGUUUGAAACCCCAAUGUACCAUCCAAACGUCGAUAUGUCUGGCAAUAUUUGCUUGGAUAUACUCAAAGAACACUGGUCAGCCAUCUACAACGUUCAAACAGUUUUGAUUUCCAUCCAGUCCUUGUUUGCUGAGCCAAACAAUGACUCUCCACUCAAUUCUCAAGCAGCUACACUAUGGAAGGAUCAAACCGAGUUCAAGAAACAAGUCUUGAUACAAUUCAACAGGCAAAGAUAA
This is a messenger RNA of Synchytrium microbalum, 504 nucleotides long. RefSeq lists its product as uncharacterized. Bases 1 to 504 code for a protein of 167 amino acids. The transcript is spliced from 5 exons. The record is from RefSeq and is a predicted model, not a curated record. NCBI's taxonomy places the organism in Eukaryota, Fungi, Chytridiomycota, Chytridiomycetes, Synchytriales, Synchytriaceae.